CUUUGCUGUCUCCAGUCUGGUUAUUCAGCUCGGCUAUCUCGCCUCGAGCUGGGCUCUGCAGAGGAUAUAUAGAACAAGGUCCGAGGGCCUUUGUUCGCUCUUUCUUUUCAAACAGGCUGGUUCCACAAACCCAUUUCCGCACCAGAAAGAUCGUAAUCCAACGCCUAAUCUCACCUAACCCCCCAAAGUCCAUACCCUCACAUCGAUCACCUCGUACUCAAUAUGGUCGCCACGCAAAACUGGAAUUCGAAUGUCACAAUCACCCACAUUGGUACCGCCACCGCGAUCAUCGAGAUCGAAGGUGUCCGAUUCCUUACCGACCCCGUCUUCGGGCCGGCCGGUGUAUACGAGUCCAUGCCCGGUGUCCCGUUGACCCAGGUGCAGGACCCGGCUAUGAAAUUAGAAGACCUGCCAGUCAUCGACUGCUGUCUGGUCUCCCACGAGGAUCAUGACGACAACCUCGACACGCUCGGCAGGCAGAUGCUCGACGGACGCCAUGUCCUCACUACGAUGGAUGGAGCGAAGAAGCUCGCCCCUCGUCCUGCCGUUCAGGGAUUGAAGCCAUGGCAAACCGUUGAACUCGUUCUUCAGGGCAAAAAAUUCACCAUCACCGGAACCCCCUGUAUGCACUUCGAGGUCGGCGAGGUCACGGGAUUCAUCAUCGAGCUCGACUCUUUCGGAAAGGCCGAGGACGGUCGCCCUAACGCUGUAUACGUGUCGGGAGACACGAUCUACAUCGACGAGUUGAAAAAGAUCAAGGAGAAGUGGCAUAUCGCCGUCGCCGUGCUCAACUUUGCAGGCGUGGUCUUCCCUUUCCAAAGUCGAGGUGGCGAACCGACGAUGAUCACGUUUGACGGCGCGUCCGGUGCUCAGCUCUUCAAAGACCUCGAGGCGGAUCGGUUGGUGCCUAUGCACUUUGAAGAGUGGACACACUUUGUCGAGUUGAAGGACGAUCUCAGGAAGGCCCUAGACAAGGCUGGAGUAGCGGAACAAGUGACUUGGUUGUCCCGGGCGAAAGAGGUCCGGGUAUUGUAGGACGGCUUCAACCUACCAUACGUACACGUCUGUCCCUCUAACAGCGCCGGACCUGAAAGCUCAGUAUGGAUCUAAGAUGGCUAUUAGAGCUGUUUACCUUAUG
Molecule: messenger RNA, 1138 nt
Organism: Filobasidium floriforme
Lineage: Eukaryota; Fungi; Basidiomycota; Tremellomycetes; Filobasidiales; Filobasidiaceae
Product: beta-lactamase superfamily domain-containing protein
Exons: 2
Coding region: 223-1035 (270 amino acids)
Source: RefSeq, a predicted model, not a curated record